Molecule: messenger RNA, 3063 nt
Organism: Musa acuminata AAA Group (dessert banana)
Lineage: Eukaryota; Viridiplantae; Streptophyta; Magnoliopsida; Zingiberales; Musaceae
Exons: 2
Coding region: 1047-2246 (399 amino acids)
Biological process (GO): regulation of transcription by RNA polymerase II
Cellular component (GO): SAGA complex
Molecular function (GO): transcription coactivator activity
Source: RefSeq, a predicted model, not a curated record
CUCUCACCACGGCUCUUCUCUUUCCUACGGUUCAUCUUCCGGGCCCCAAUGGUGCCUCUAAUAAUACAGCGGUAAGUUGUGGCGUCAAAUGAGCAUGUCCUGUAUAUCCAAGCAACCAAACAACACCCAUAUGUUUGCCGAAGUCCCAAAAUCGAUCGAGCAAAGGGAAAAAAAAUAGCGAAAAAGAAAAGAAAAAUAGCCGCGGGAGCGAGAGGUGAGUCGAAGAGAGAAGAAAAGAAAAAAGAGAUUUUUUUUUUCCUGCUUGAUCUACCCGAUUCACCUCGAGGAUAGCGAAGGAGUAGAAGAAGAAGAAGAAGAAGAAGAAGAAGACGUGGAGAGCGAAGCAAAGAGAAGACGAGCAAAAGCGCUUGAGAGGGGUAGAGAGAGAGAGAGAGAGAGAGAGAGAGAGGAGGAGGAGGAGGAGGACGAGGAGAACCGGAGCUACAUGCGCCGCCGGCUGAAUCGAGGCGACGUCCGCUAGUGUUCCGAGCUCGGGAAGAGGUCAGCUUCAAUUUUCUCCUUCUCUUUUUCUUUCCUCAUCCUCGUCAUCGUCCUCGCACGGAUUACUUUCUUUUCUCCAUUCGUCUUCUUCUUUCUCUACUUAUCUCGCUUUGAUCCGGGCGGGAAACCCGUUGAAAUCCGCUUCGAUCAGUUGUGGGUCCUCUGACCGCAGGCAGGGGAGCGGAUCGCUGCCUGGUUAUUUCUUGGUGUUCCGGUGCGCAAUGAAAGCUUUCCGAGAUGGCUGCUGCUAAAUGGAUCUUGAUCCUGUGCUUUAGGGUUUUUGGCUUCUCUAUGCAAGAACUCCGGUUUCAAGUUUUCAUCUCUGCGGCUGCGGUUUCUCGAUCUUUCUUUGAUUGAGGGUUUUGGUUGUGGAAGAUGAGAUUUCCGCCUGCAUUGCUGUUGCUGAUGAGUUGGCCGCUUUGUAUAGCUCAUGUUCUAUCAAGAAGAAGGUGCAAACCCUACUCAUGACUAAAUCAUAGAGUGGCAGAGGAUGGUUUAAUCUUCUUAAUUUGGUGGUUGAUUCGAUGACAAGUAUUCAUUGAGAGAUGCCACAGCCGCCAAUGCUGCAGCCGCAGCCGCCGCUGCCGCCAAUUAUGAAGCAUUCCCGGACUAACCUUGGUGACCUUAAAUCCCUGAUAACCAAGCGUCUCGGCCAGGAGCGAGCACAGCGCUACUUCAGCUAUCUGAACGAUUUGCUGUCGCAGAAGCUGAGCAAGCGUGAGUUUAGCAAACUCUGCAUUUUGACACUCGGCCAUGAGAAUCUCCCCUUCCACAAUCAACUCAUCAGUUCUAUCCUUCAGAAUGCCUCAAGGGCUAAAGUUCCACCACCUGUUCAUCAUGACAAAUUUGCCCAAAUGCCAACUGGAAUUGUGUUGAAUGGUGAUGUCUUGCCGAGGUUGCCCCACAAGAUCAGGAGUAGGACCGAUAAUCACCGGGUUAAAGACUGCCCCAGUCCCCUUGGACCAAAUGGGAGGGCACAAGUGUCUGCUCAGCUGUCAUCGAUACCAUAUAACACAGCAGUUUUAGGUCAGCAUGAUGAUCUGAACUCAAGUGACUUGCAGAAAUUAAUACAACAACAACAGUGUGGGCCUCACAAGCAGCCAACAAAGAGAGCAAGGAUAGAUGAAACACCUGUGCACGACCAGGGUGCCGUACAUAGCCCAGUUCUUGCUGAAGUAGUUUCUGUAGACCAAAGGGAGGACAUAGAACACUGGAAUAAAAUGGCUUCCCUUAAAGGUCCUCUUCAGGCUCCACUUGGAAUUCCUUUCUGUUCAGCAAGUGUUGGCGGGGCAAGAACGCCAUUAUCAUCAGGUAGUGCUAACAUUGAUAGGUUUCAUAGGAGUUAUGAUUCUAGUGAACUGUAUCAUACUGAGGUAUUGAAAAAACGAAUGGAAAAAAUAGCAAAAGCACUGGGCUUGGAAGGAGUGACAAUGGACUGUGCCAACUUGCUGAACAAUGGGUUGGAUGUGUACUUGAAGCGGUUGAUUGGUUCAUGCAUUGAGCUAGUAGGAGUAAGAACAAGGCAUGAAUCAACAAAGCAGCCAUUUUCCAAUCUCCUUCCUUUUGCACAACCUGAGAAUGGUAUUUGUGUAGGAAGCCAAAUGCAUGGUAAUGUUGGUUUGGAAGGCACGCAUGUGUUGAGUAUGCAAGAUUUUAAGGUAGCAAUGGAGGUAAAGCCACAGCAACUUGGGGAGGAUUGGCCCAUGCUGCUUGAGAAAAUAUAUGUUCGCUCAUUUGAGGAAUAGUAGAAAGUAUGAAACCAUUGCUGGUUUGCAGGAACCUUUGGCACUUGGAUGGGCUCUGCUGUUGAGCACCAGUCUAUUUGGGAUUGUGAGAAACCUAUUUGAGCUUCUUGGUUAAAAGAUGUCCCUUGUAAGCUUCUUCCAGGAUCAGCCUAGAAGGAUUCUGUAAGAUCAUGCUAAGGAUCAUCUCAAACAAUUAAAAAUCCUUAUAUCAGCCUGUCCAAAGGAAAGAAACCAUCCUGUUUGUCUCACUUAUUAUAUGUAAGCAUAUUUAAGGAGGUGGCCUCUUUCUCACAGUAUCACCACCAGAGUCUCAAGCUGUAAUGCAAUUUGCAUCAUGGAGAUUGAGGAAAAUUCUGCAUGAUUUCUUCUGUAUCUUAUACAAUCACUUCUAAACGAAGGUUACAGUUGUCCAUGAAGGGUCUAUGUGCUGAUAUUUGCAAAACCAAAAGCUCUGAACAUGACCGCCGCUUGACGUGAAAGAAAGUCCGAAGUAUUCGUGAAACAGUUGGUUGAUUUAUGCUUCCAACAAGACAAAGCCGAAAUGUUUCCACCAGCCUCCAUGAGUCUUAUGCAUAGAUAGACAGGACAAAGUUCGUUGUGGAUGAUCUCAUAGAGCAAGAAGAGAGAAGAGUAUGUUUUGCUACUGUUGUCUUGUUGUUGUUGUUGUUGUGGUUGUUCACUUAUGUGCAUUGUUUUUUCCCCAGUUUUGUGUUUUUGGCACUUGUGAGCAAAUAAUAAUUGAUUGGUCUGCAUGUGAAAGACUUUCGAAGAUAAAUUUGAUGUUUUUAAGACAUAAAUCAUAUCAUUUUACUUUUUA